CCCAACCAGACACCCCCUCAAAUGUUGACAAUCAUAAAAGUUCUACUUUCAAAAGAAAAGGAGUAGAAAAGUCAAACUACACCGAUAACUAGAUUAGCGACACCUACGUUAGUAAAGUAGUAUAUCCAGUCUACUAGUAGAGUCUACGCCUCCCUCCCUACAAAGAAAACUUAAUUUAAUUAUGGCAGGAAGUGUAUGUGUAACAGGUGCUGGUGGUUUUAUAGGAUCUUGGUUGGUUAAGCUUUUGCUUUCUAAAAGUUAUAUUGUUCAUGCCACUCUCAGAAACCCAUUGGAUGAGAAAAACGCACAUUUGAAAAGACUUGAGAAUGCGUCUGAGAACUUGAAGCUCUUUAAGGCCGACCUUCUUGACUACGAGUCUGUUCGUGGAGCCAUUGCGGGAUGUGAUGGUGUGUUUCAUACUGCAAGUCCAGUUCCAUCUGGUUCUGUACCAAACCCUGAGGUAGAACUGAUUGAGCCAGCCGUUAAUGGUACACUCAAUGUACUGAAGGCUUGUUGUGAAGUAAAUGUCAAGAAAGUUGUGUAUGUAUCAUCUGUAGCUGCUGUUGCAGUCCUACCUAAUCGACCAGAUCGGCCUCUGGAUGAGACUUUUUGGUCUGACCAAGAUUUCUGCAGAUCAAAUAAUGAUUGGUAUUGUCUUUCUAAGACAAAAGCAGAGAGGGAGGCCUGGGAAUUCUCAAAAACAAAUGGUAUUGAUUUUAAGUCUGUUUGCCCAACUCUUGUCAUAGGGCCUAUGCUGCAGAGCUCAAUGAAUGCUAGUAGUUUGGCUCUUAUCAAGUAUCUUAGAGAUGGAAAUGAGGAAGUAGAGAACAGGCUCCGGCUGUUUGUAGAUGUACGCGAUCUAGCCAAAGCACUUCUUUUAGCAUAUGAAAAGCCAGAGGCUAAUGGGAGAUACAUAUGCACAUCUCAUGAGAUCAGGGCAAAGGAAUUGGUAGAAAUGCUGAAGAAAUACUAUCCUGACUACAAGUAUCCAACUAAAUAUACCGAGCCAAAAGGAGUAUUUUCAGCUUCUUCUGAGAAACUACAGAAGCUGGGCUGGAGUUACAGACCACUUGAAGAAACUCUUGUUGACUCCGUUGAGAAUUAUUCCCAAAACGGUCUUUUGGGUAACAAAUAGAUCUUCUCUGCAGCUCACUCAUCAUGAAAUGUUUUGUAUCGACGUCUUCCCCCUUUUUGCUCGUCGCUGAUUAAGUCUUUCAUGAAUUCAGUUUGUACUCAGUGUGAUUGUGUGUUAGUCUAAUAAGUUCUUUAAUUAGAUGAAAUUUGUUGCUUUUAGCAUGGAGUAUUUGUUUCACUCCUAGCAGAAUAAGUCUAAACACCGCAACAAUUACCAAAAACCUUUAGAAGUUGUCAAAAAGCCCACAGAACCAUUAUAAUUUGCCUGAUACUGCCGUUUUAUGCGUGUACAAGGCUACUAGCUCAUAAAUGAUAUAGUUACAUAAUGGAUAAUUGUACAGUUGUAAUUCA
Molecule: messenger RNA, 1485 nt
Organism: Erigeron canadensis
Lineage: Eukaryota; Viridiplantae; Streptophyta; Magnoliopsida; Asterales; Asteraceae
Product: cinnamoyl-CoA reductase 1-like
Exons: 6
Coding region: 182-1135 (317 amino acids)
Molecular function (GO): oxidoreductase activity, acting on the CH-OH group of donors, NAD or NADP as acceptor
Source: RefSeq, a predicted model, not a curated record